This is a messenger RNA of Penicillium subrubescens, 2889 nucleotides long. RefSeq names its product ATP-binding protein. The transcript has a single exon. NCBI's taxonomy places the organism in Eukaryota, Fungi, Ascomycota, Eurotiomycetes, Eurotiales, Aspergillaceae. Bases 1 to 2889 code for a protein of 962 amino acids. Gene Ontology annotation, molecular function: ATP hydrolysis activity; ATP binding. The record is from RefSeq and is a predicted model, not a curated record. Gene Ontology annotation, cellular component: mitochondrial outer membrane.
AUGUAUCCGUCAAUGCCACAGGUAUGGCGAUCCAUUGCACGCCCUUGUCGCUUCGUCGCUCGUCGUCGCCAUCCUGCACCCGCGCGACAAUUUCACCUGUCGCGCCAAUGGCUCUCGGUGCCAACCAAUGAUCCCCAAAAUGGAUCCACGCCGGCCACCGACUUAGGGGACGUGGUGGAUAGCCGCCAGUCGCCCAAUUCCAACGAUAAUGUCGUGAACCCUGAUUCUCCUUCUACACCGGUCGAACAAACUGUACAGCCCGUCUCGAGACCAUACGGAUCCGCCGUUCGCAGAGCCAUGAGAAACAGACAUUCCGAGCAGCAACAACAGCAAAGAGGAUCAACGGCUGCGACAAUUCCUAGCUGGUUCCGCGAGCGAAACAUAGUGACCCAUGGUACCGAUGGACGUCAGGAUGCUGUGCAAUUCCAGUCCCAGGUCGAGGUCCGAAAAUCGAAGGCAGCGUCGAAGACAGAUACUGCGGCUCAAGGAGCGUCGGCGCCUGGUGGUGACGGGGAGGAUCCUUCUGCCACAGGCGGGUCAUCUGAAUCGGAGACCCGCUAUGCCGUGGCAGAGGAACUAUGGGAUGAAUUGCGCGCGUCAGUCAAAGCGGGUCUGAGACUGCCGCCUGCGCAAUACGCGGGAGAACCACCUGCCAAAAAGUCGCAUCUGGUUCUUCAAUACCCCGGCCCGGACGGCAUCUUGUUUUUGGACGCAGUGGUUCAACGCCUUGCCCACGAGCUAAAUGCCGACCUUGUUACUCUCAAUGCCCAGGACUUGACUCAGCUGCUGAGUGAGCAAGAUCUUGCCGAGGCUGGCGCGACUUCCGGGAUCCGAUCUCUCGGUUAUGAUGUAUAUCGGCCUCCAGUCACUGCCUGGCCCGAGCCCAAUGAGGGUGAAGGAGAGGGCGAGGACGAUAUAGCGGACAUUGCUGGUGCUCAUGGAGUGCGCCCUGAAGUCAGUACCCCUCGGUUCAUUACAAUCGAGGCCAGCAGAGAUUCAGGUGAUAUUCCGCUGCCAAACUGGCUAGGGUUGAAGUCGCUCGUGGCAUCUAUCAACGGCCAGGACCAGGAACCAAGCAUGAUGCGAGGCUCUGGCCAGCGUCUGGAGACACGAUGGGUUCGCCUUCUCAACGAGGUGCUUUCCUCAGCCGUUCAGUCAACACAAUCAGCCCAGCCAGUCCCUAAGGAUUCGGAAGAGCCUUCUGCGCCGGAGACGGACGCGAGUAAGUCUGUCUUGUCGCGCGAUACCAUCGUUCAUGUACAAGAUUAUCGCGAUAUCCAGAGCUCGAGAGAGGGCUCUAGGGUGAUUUCCCUACUGCAAAAGGUCAUUCAAGAUCGACGACGCGCAGGGUCAAGGGUACUGCUCGUCGGUAGUACAUCCCAGGACCUUCAUCAUUCCCCUUCACAAGACGGCUCAAGGAUAUUGCAAAAUGUCUUUGAUGACAACUUCUCCAAAACACUUGUCAUCACACCAGCGAUGGAGUCCAAGGCCGUUGAAAAAACAUUCGCGGAGGACCAAAAGAACCGGACGAUGGAUAUCAACAUCCGCCAUCUCCAGAACAUGCUGCGCUUCCGUGUCAAUGAAACAUCGUCCACCGUGAAGGAUGACAUCUUUGGUGACCGGGGUUGGCCGCUAGAUGCGCUUACUAUCAAGCAAUCCGGCAUUAGAGAUCGAUUCUGGUCUUAUAACCAGGUGCACUGGGUUGCAACUCUUGCACUUGGUAGUGCGGAGCCCAAUGAGCAUCUCAGCUUUGAACACAUCAGACGUGGAAUUGAACUCAUGGAUCGAGGAGAUCGAGUCACAAGCGAUUGGUUGCAGGGCAAGUCAUCUAAGCAAACCGAUUCUAGUCGUGGGCAGAGCCGAGAGCAGCUGCUUGCCUCUCUACGGAAGACUUGUAACUCCCAUGAGAAGAAAUUGCUCAACGGCGUCGUGGAUGCAAAGAGUCUCCGCACCACAUUCGCGGACGUGCAUGUUCCACCCGAGACCAUCGACGCUCUCAAGACCUUAACAUCACUAUCUCUCAUUCGCCCCGAGGCGUUCACGUAUGGUGUCUUGGCUACCGACAAGAUCCCCGGUCUCCUGCUUUACGGACCUCCCGGCACCGGUAAGACACUCCUGGCGAAGGCUGUUGCGCGCGAGAGUGGCGCGACUGUGCUCGAGGUGAGCGGCUCCGAAGUAUACGACAUGUACGUUGGCGAAGGCGAGAAGAAUGUGAAGGCCAUCUUCACAUUAGCGAAGAAGCUAAGCCCAUGCGUUGUGUUCAUCGACGAGGCGGACGCAAUCUUCUGCUCGCGCACAGGUGCAAGCAACCGUACUUCUCACCGCGAACUCAUCAAUCAGUUCCUGCGUGAAUGGGACGGAAUGAACGACAUGUCUGCCUUCAUCAUGGUAGCCACCAAUCGACCCUUUGACCUGGACGACGCCGUCCUGCGCCGUCUUCCCCGCAGACUGCUCGUGGACCUUCCAACUGAGGAAGACCGGCUGGCCAUUUUGAAGAUCCACCUCAAGGGCGAACAACUCGACCCCGCCGUCGAUCUGGCCGAGCUGGCCAAGCGGACCCCACUAUACUCCGGCUCCGAUCUGAAGAACUUGUCCGUCGCUGCUGCAUUGGCGUGUGUACGUGAGGAAAACCAAGCCGCGGUCCAGCACCAGGGCGAGGAGCCUUAUGAGUACCCGGUCCGUCGCAUCCUGACUCGCGCCCACUUUGAGCGCGGAAUGGAAGAGAUCAGUGCUUCGAUCAGUGAGGACAUGUCUUCUCUGUCUGCCAUUAGGAAAUUCGACGAACAAUAUGGUGAUCGCAAGGGUCGGCGUCAGAAGAGUCCUGGGUGGGGCUUCAUUGCUCCCUCAACCCAAGAGACCACCGCUGAUACCGCGCGCGUCCGGAAAUGA